Messenger RNA from Trichophyton rubrum CBS 118892, 2174 nucleotides. RefSeq lists its product as uncharacterized. The record is from RefSeq and is a predicted model, not a curated record. Bases 79 to 423 code for a protein of 114 amino acids. NCBI's taxonomy places the organism in Eukaryota, Fungi, Ascomycota, Eurotiomycetes, Onygenales, Arthrodermataceae. Gene Ontology annotation, cellular component: TIM23 mitochondrial import inner membrane translocase complex. The transcript is spliced from 5 exons. Gene Ontology annotation, biological process: protein insertion into mitochondrial inner membrane; protein import into mitochondrial matrix.
AGCUGUGAAGUGAGCAGAGAGGAAAGGGUCAAGUGAGGCGAAGACGAAGCAGACAAAGCUACAGACAGACAAGUCAAGAUGCCUCCAGUUAUGCCGUCGGGUGGUGGCCAGAUGAAGGCGCCAUCAACAUUUGACAAGAUGAAAAUGGGUGCUAUGAUGGGCGGAUCUGUUGGCCUGAUCAUGGGCUUCAUCAUUGGAACCGUCUCGAUCUUCCAGUACGGCGCCGGUCCAAACGGUAUAAUGCGCACGCUAGGCAAAUACAUGGCUGGCUCGGGAGCUACAUUUGGCUUUUUUAUGUCGAUUGGCAGUGUUAUAAGGACAGAAGGCCACCCGAGCGCCUACCAGAUGUGGUCUGUCGCCCAUAGACGGCCGAUGCUUAUCCCCGGCCAGUUCCAGCACCGCCAACAGGCCCGGAGAGACUAAGACGCACUGAAACUGUGUAUUAUCUUGUUUUGAUCACACCGUUCCAUCUCACUUGGAGCGAAAUCUGUACAACAGCAUGGAGAGGGUUGAAUAGCGAUAUAUGACAUUUAAUGAAACGGCGUCUUGUCUUCCGUCUCUCUCUCUUGGAUACCAAUUUGUAUGGGCUAUGGCUUUGUUUCAUGGCUGAUGGUUUGUCUCUUGGCAUUUGGUAGCAGACUUCAUACAGGCCACUUGAGUUGCAGUUCAAGCUAGGAUACCAGUUUAUGUGCUGCUUGUGAUUAUCUUCGAGAUAAUCUCUAGUUGAAUGGAUCAUCCGGUCAUGGAGCCUUGAGGUGAAUUCAUGCCACUGGCAGGCAAAGCAAAGACCAGAGAUAUGUAAGCAGGUCAGCAGAAAGCCAUCACAAGUGUGACUUACAGUUCGUAUACUGAUACUCUAACCUUCAAAGGCGAUCAUUUACCAUUCUCAGACCGUGACCCACGGAAUUUGAUCAGGAUAUCAAUCAUCAGCUAACCAAGUUACGCGUGAAGUCAAAUUAAGGUCGAUUUUUGGUAGUUUGGUCGAUUUAUGCUCAGCUAUCCGCAGCAUCAACUGCCACUAUCUCCCUUCGCUUCUCGACACCAGCUACCUUCUGUAGAAUAUCUCAGCUUGAACGUUUCCAGCAUAAUACCCAGCCCAAAUGCCAGCAUUUAUUGUGGUUAGCUUAAUACGAACAUCAUGCGCUCUAGAAGCUAUCAGCUGACAACCUUGAAAUAUCUCAAGGACAAUACCAAAUCAGUCAAGGAGAGAUCCCUUUGACUACACCUAGCUAGGCCUCGGAGACUAGCUUUGCAUACGUCACCGAAAAAGAUAUCGCUGUUAGGUAGAAACCAUACGAUCCAGGAGCUCCAAUGGCCGAGUGCUUUGAUAUGGAAAAAUUAUAUUCACACUUAUGGGCUGGUCCAGGCCUUCGGGCCUAUUGUCAGCAAUAAUCUUACCCGAACUACUAAGAUCGGAUCUACAGUAAUCAGUUCUUCCUGGCAACCGGAGAACUGCAACACUUUGAUUUACUCCGCUGAAUGAUCAAGACCUUCCUAUUGAUGAUUAACUAGAUAAUCGCGUAGCUGGAAAUUAGUCAAUGCCGCAGUGAUUGGUAUGGGCAAGACAGUAACUAGAACAAACAAAGAUAUGAACUGCUAACCCACACACUUCCCAGGCAGAUGAUACAUCGCUGCUAGAUUUUUCUAGCCACCAUACCCCCCUAGAAACUCAGGUGCAUAACUAACCAACAAUACGGCAUACGAUGGGCUCGUCACAAUACCAUUUGUUGGAAAGUCAAAUUACCUUCCGGCGGCCCCGGAACAGGUAAUAUACAUAGACGAUACCUCCGUUACACUUUUUUAAUUUCCUUUGAAUUUGAUCCUUGCCUGAAUCAUGCAUACAUAUGCACAAAUGAAUACCUUGUCCUCUUCAAUUAUCUUUCUCUCUGCUUGCUCUUUCGUGAACCAUAUGCUAUUUCCGCUUAUGAUUCCACACUCAUGGAAAUCACCCUUGUAAAGUGUCCCUUGGUUUCUUUAACACUCUCGAUAUAAUUAUUCUGUGCGCAAGCUCCAGAACUUUACUGGAAUCGAUGUGUUAUCCUGAUUGGAAAUCGCAGGCCAUCAAGGAGCUAGUAAUACCCACCAAUGGAGAUGAAGAAAAGCGGGCCAUUCCAGAGAUCUGACCUUUACGCCACAUGGCUGCUCUAGCUGGCAGGCGACUAUAUCCGCACGGC